CCAGCUAGCAUACCGUUAUCUGACGCUCUGAAGGAUGCAAGCUCUGGAUGACAACUUUUUCUACUCAAAUUCAAGAUUAGCCCAUGGGGACCUGGAGAAGGAGAAACAACUGUUGGCUGAAGAGCAGAAGUUGUGCAGAGCGAGGGCGCGCAAGUUCUCCCUGGACACCCAAAGGCGCAGGAAGGCUUUGGAGGAGCGACGGAAACAAUGGGAUGUCCAUGAGCAGCGGAUAAGAGAGAACGCACUGCAGGAGCGAAGACAGAAAGUACAAGAGGCUACUGAACGUUUUCAAAGAGCACAUCUGCCUCCCUCUCAAAGACGCAGGCAAUCUAGCAAAAGGAAUGUCCCAACUUUAGAAGAUGCACUUAACAAUAUCCAAGGCUGCUUACGUUCUGAUAACCAUCAAUCCUCAUUUGUAUCCAUAAGCAGAAAUCACACUCCAUCUCCCAAAACAAGCUCAAAAGUGAAAUCAUCCCCCCAGCAUGCCCUGUCUGCUGUGGAGGCCUACACCAAACUGCUUCAGGAAAGAAGUUUUAUUUCACUUAGAAACAAUCCAGACAUCCAUGAGACCCAGCAGAAGCCAAGUGAUAGCAGUCCACAGGAGGACUCUCUUUCUGACUGUAUUCAUUCUGAGAGCAUCUCCAGCAAGGACAGCCUGGAUUCUGAGGAACCAAAGAAUGGGACCAAAUAUAUUUACUCUUUGUCUCCAGCCUUUUUACUUGACACAGACAAGUGCAUUUCAGACCUGAAGAAGAACUUUCAGCAACCAACCUAUCCACCAGAAACAGCAAUGGGUGAUGCUUUGACACAAUCAAGAAAACUACAUGACCUAAAGCUGAAAAAGCAAAUAGAUUAUGACCUGCUCAAAAAUAAGAAUGGUGUUAACAACUGUUCAUGGGGGACAGCAAAAAAUGAGAAAGCAUCAAAACUGUAUAGCACUGGUCAUUGUAGCAGUAAGUCUACCAAAAAUAGCACUAAUGACUCUCUUAUUGUUUUAACCAGCACCCCCCACAUUAACACAGAACCUGACACCCGCUCUCCCAAACUGGAGUCUGCACUGGACCUGAGACAACCCAAGGCCAACGAUGACAGACAACUCAAACAUCCACCCGCUACAGAAAUCCUUUUGCCUACCAAAAAUGGCAACAGCACUGACUAUUUAUUUGGGGCUUCCAAGCCAAAUGUUGUUUUGAAUAAUUGUAUAAUGGAUUACACUUGUCAAGAGGGAGCUCUUGAGCAAGCGGGAAAAGACAACCUCUGUGUGUCCUCCCAGAAAGAGUUGAGUGCCUCCAUAAACAACCUCAACAAGUUUUCAGAUGCAGAUGACAAAGCUGAGAAGAAAAAAGUGAACACUGAGUUGAUUCACCAUACUUGCCUUAACAGUAAUCAGACCAGUUCUUUUAAGUGCCUCAAAUGUUGUGAAAAGGAGGAGCUAUUGUCCCCAGUGUCCUCAGAAAACUCUCAGAGAAUAUGUGGGCUCCAAUUUAUCAAAGGAAUCUUAAAAAAGCAGUCCAAAUAUAUAUCACGGGAUGCUGCUUGUGUGUGCAACUCUGGACAGCAGCUGACCCUUACAAAGCAAGUAGUUUUAGCAAUCAGGGAUAGCGUCGAACUGACCAGAGCCAAGAACAGGGACUUGGAAAACAACACUGCUGUCAAAAAGAAACUGCGCUGGUUUGAUGAGGUGCAUGUGGACAGUGAAGACAAAGGGCAGAACGCCAUUAAACAAAUACGCAGCAAGUCUUCCAGUCUGUUGCACUCCAAAAACAAUUCAGAGGACCACCAACUUAGCAUCGCCACUGUCUUAGGGGCCAUGAAGACGGGGCCUAGUAUGACCCAGGCAGUCCCCAAUGGUUAUCACUUUACAAGGCACGCAUGGGCAGAUGUUGGGGUCCAAGUCAGCCUGCCUCAACAACAUGGAGAUGAGGUCAAGGUGCAGCAGGGGAACAACAAGGGCAGCGGCCUUAAAGCCAGUACGAAAGAGCGCACUGAAGCGGCUCCUGUUUCUUCAAGGACCAGAAAGGGCAUUCACAUACGACCCCAGUCUGCCACAGAGGUGAGUCAGAUUGCCAGGGCCCAUGGGAGACUGGUAAUGCCCCGCCCGCCUCCUCCUCGGAUGGACGCAAUAGAGGAGCAGAAGGGGCUGGUCACCACUGCUCCAUAUGGCACAGAUCAUGCUAAAGUCAGUAAACCAUCAGAAGACAGGCUAGAAUCAUCAAAUCCAGUGUAUACAAAUAAUGAAUACAGGACGGAUAAUGCUUUUCUGUUCAUGCCUCAUCCACCGUCGUAUACAUGUACAACUGCAGAAAGCAACUCUAAACCCAAGCACCGGUUCAGUCAUCACGACACAAGAGCAGGGAUGAGACACAGUGAAAAAGGCUCUUGUUUAAAGUGCACCCCCACAGAGGAGGAGAUCUCACAGCUCUGGCUCGGAGUUCGUGCCGCUCUGGCAACUAAAGACGCACAAACAGCUCUGAGGCAACAGGUGGUAGACAGUGCACAAAAGGGAAGGAAGAAUUCAGCAACUUUGGGCGUAAGAAAGCCGUCUUACUCCACUCAGCCGAUUAAACAGACUCCUGACCCAGAUAAACAGUUUUCUUUUGCUCCUGCCUUUUGUGACAGAGACUCGUUCCGCUUUGGCCACUUGAGUAAAGAUGAAAUUCAGAAUGGUGGUCAGCAGAGUUGGGUGGACACUAAAGACCCACAGAGGCAUGAAGCACUGCACCAGAGGCAUCAACAAGGAAUCACCACCAUUUCAAUGGAAGAAGAAAGAAUCCUCCAGUCCCUGGACAGACUGAACCACCGGCUGCACUGUGAGCAUGGAGUUGUGGUGUAUGUGUGGUUAACAGCUUCUGGUGAGCUUAAUGACAUAAGCCCAAAGCAGCACAACACCCAGAAACCCAACAAGAAAGGACAAGAACAAGAGGCCUGA
Periophthalmus magnuspinnatus is the source of this 2929-nucleotide messenger RNA. It is a transcript of the gene cep126, whose product is annotated as centrosomal protein 126. Gene Ontology annotation, biological process: non-motile cilium assembly; mitotic spindle organization; cytoplasmic microtubule organization. The record is from RefSeq and is a predicted model, not a curated record. NCBI's taxonomy places the organism in Eukaryota, Metazoa, Chordata, Actinopteri, Gobiiformes, Gobiidae. Bases 35 to 2929 code for a protein of 964 amino acids. The transcript has 10 exons. Gene Ontology annotation, cellular component: ciliary base; centrosome; midbody.